Molecule: messenger RNA, 729 nt
Organism: Carassius carassius (crucian carp)
Lineage: Eukaryota; Metazoa; Chordata; Actinopteri; Cypriniformes; Cyprinidae
Product: serine/arginine-rich splicing factor 3-like
Exons: 6
Coding region: 161-655 (164 amino acids)
Biological process (GO): mRNA splicing, via spliceosome
Cellular component (GO): nuclear speck
Molecular function (GO): RNA binding
Source: RefSeq, a predicted model, not a curated record
GGCUCACAGACGCGUGGUCUAAAGCUCCGCCCACAAGCGUGCGUCCAGACGUACAUUACGUGCGCGCGUCUGUAUUUCCGCGCGGCGCCAUUUCGGAGCGGAUCUGAUCCGGGACUCGAACACACACGGUCAGAAAAAGGCGACAUUCACGAUUGAGACCAUGCAUCGAGACUGCCCUCUGGACUGUAAGGUGUACGUUGGGAAUCUGGGAAAUAAUGGAAAUAAAUCCGAACUGGAGAGGGCGUUCGGCUACUACGGACCCCUGCGGAGCGUCUGGGUGGCCAGGAACCCUCCUGGUUUUGCGUUCGUUGAGUUUGAAGACCCUCGCGAUGCUACAGACGCCGUCAGAGAGCUGGACGGACGGACCCUCUGCGGUUGCCGAGUGAGGGUGGAGCUGUCCAAUGGCGAGAAGCGCUCUCGUAACAGGGGUCCGCCUCCGUCCUGGAGCCGACGCCCAGGACGCGAUGACUACCGCAGACGCAGCCCGGCCCCCAGGCGCAGAUCGCCCAGGAGGAGGAGCCUCAGUCGUAGUCGCAGCAGAUCUCUUUCCAGAGAGCGCCGGAGGGAAAGAUCGCUGUCUCGCGACAGGAACCACAGGCUCUCGCGAUCUUUCUCCCGAUCAAGGAGUCGUUCCAGAUCUAAUGAACGGAAGUGAACUUCAGUGCUGAGAAGACCUUCGUGACGGAAACCUCGGCACAGAUCAUGUUGGAAAAACUUGGAAAAGACCGG